AUGACCAUCCUCGAUCCUUCCUUAAUCCUUCUCGCCUAUCGGGCCGAGAACGGCUCCUUCGUCCUGGAGAAUACCUCCGGCGUGCAACUCAAAAUCAACGAGUAUGAGGAGUACGUGAAAACCAACUCCAGUACCAUUUCGCCCGCACAUUCCAGCGUGCUGGAAAGCGCGACUGAGAAGAUCCAACAGGACUUCAGUACAUAG
This is a messenger RNA of Penicillium maclennaniae, 204 nucleotides long. RefSeq lists its product as uncharacterized. NCBI's taxonomy places the organism in Eukaryota, Fungi, Ascomycota, Eurotiomycetes, Eurotiales, Aspergillaceae. The transcript has a single exon. The record is from RefSeq and is a predicted model, not a curated record. Bases 1 to 204 code for a protein of 67 amino acids.